This is a messenger RNA of Cicer arietinum (chickpea), 2760 nucleotides long. The record is from RefSeq and is a predicted model, not a curated record. Lineage: Eukaryota; Viridiplantae; Streptophyta; Magnoliopsida; Fabales; Fabaceae.
AUGGCAUCAAAUGAACAGAUGAUAUUGUAUGACAGAAGUGGUGGUUCAACAAGUGGUGUAAUGGAAUUGAAUGUUAUGGAUGGGUUAGCUCCAGACAGGCUACUAUCGAAGAUGGAAGAGGUUAUCGCCACUGAGAUAAAGAAGGGAAUGGCAGCUCUAAAUAUACAACCACAAGUGGCCCCCGUCAAACUACUAAAGCAGACUAGUUGUAACCUUUGUGGAGGAGCACAUAAAACUGGAGUCUGUGAAGCAUUGGAUGAUAAUGAGGUAGAAGAACUAGAACGGGUGAAUUUUGUGAGUAAUAACAACAGGCAGAAUAAUCCAUACUCUAUGACCACGAGGAGUGGCAAGGUGAGGGAACAAGUACCACCUGAAGCCAAACAGAGUAGAAGUACCUUGACUCCAACUCACCGGGAGGAAAUGGUCACACCAAUAUCGGUUGAAGAGCGCAUCGCUAUUGAAAAGGAGGAAGAACCCGUGAUUAACAUCCCUUUUGCAGAAGCACUAGAGCAGAUGCCGACAUAUGCUAAGUUCAUGAAGGAGAUUCUAUCAAAGAAAAGAAAAAUCAGCGGUGAAACAAUGAUGCUAACCGAAGAAUGUAGUGCUAUACUACAGAGAAAACUUCCGCCGAAGCUCAAGGACCCUGGAAGCUUUUCAAUCCCGUGCGCUAUUGGAAAUAGAAUCAUAUACCCAAUUUCAGAUAGCUCCUGGGUGAGUCCCGUCCAAGUGGUACCAAAAAAGGGCGGAACGACUGUCAUCACAAAUGAAAAGAACGAGUUAAUUCCUACUCGGACGGUUACAUGCUGGAGAGUGUGUAUUGAUUACAGGAGAUUGAACAGUGCCACGAGGAAGGAUCAUUUCCCGCUCCCUUUCAUUGAUCAGAUGCUUGAGCGGUUAGCCGGACAUGAGUAUUACUGCUUCCUAGACGGCUAUUCAGGAUACAAUCAGAUAACUGUAGCACCCGAGGAUCAAGAGAAAACUGCAUUCACAUGUCCGUAUGGGGUAUUUGCUUAUCGAAGAAUGCCAUUUGGACUGUGUAAUGCGUCAGCCACAUUUCAAAGGUGCAUGAUGUCCAUAUUUUCUGAUAUGAUUGAGAAACACAUCGAGGUAUUCAUGGAUGACUUUUCUGUAUUUGGCUCAUCCUUUGAUAAUUGUUUAAUUAAUCUAUCUCUUGUAUUAGAAAGGUGUGAAAAAUCUAACUUGGUCCUAAAUUGGGAGAAAUGUCAUUUUAUGGUAAGGGAGGGAAUUGUUUUAGGCCACCGAAUCUCCCACAAGGGGAUCGAGGUAGACAAGGCCAAAGUUGAAGUGAUUGAAAAACUUCCCCUACCAAAGAAAGGCAUUAGAAGCUUUUUAGGCCAUGCUGGAUUUUAUAGAAGGUUUAUAAAAGAUUUUUCAAAAAUUGCAAAACCACUUACAAACUUACUUGCGAAAGACACACCUUUCAAAUUCAAUGAAGAUUGUUUGCAUGCUUUUAACAAUUUGAAAAACCAGCUGAUAACUGCCCCCAUCAUCACUGCACCUGACUGGUCACUACCUUUUGAAAUCAUGUGUGAUGCAAGUGACAGUGCUAUUGGGGCAGUUCUGGGACAAAGAAAAGACAAGAUGUUGCAUGUGAUCUACUAUGCUAGUCAUGUUUUAAAUCAGGCACAACACAAUUAUGCUACAACUGAAAAAGAAUUAUUAGCUGUAGUCUAUGCUUUUGAUAAAUUUCGGUCAUAUUUAUUAGGAUCGAAAGUUAUUGUUUACACUGAUCAUGCUGCCUUGAGGUAUUUGUUUACUAAGCAGGAAUCAAAACCACGGUUGCUUAGAUGGAUCCUAUUACUACAAGAAUUUGACAUUGAGAUCCGGGAUAAAAAGGGGUCAGAGAACACUGUGGCUGACCACCUAUCUCGAUUGGAGAAGGUUGAGGAGAAUGAGGACAUUAGACCGAUUCGAGAUCAAUUUGCUGAUGAGCACAUCUUUGCCAUUACCACGGUACCUUGGUUUGCCGACUUUGCUAAUUUCAAGGUGGGGGGUACAAUCCCAUCUGAGUUCACUUACCAACAACGGAAGAAGUUUAUCCACGAUGCCAAAUUCUAUGUAUGGGAUGAACCCUUUCUGUACAAAAGAGGAGUGGAUGGGCUGUUGCGAAGAUGUGUGCCCGAGGAGGAAACUAGUGGGCAAGUCGAAGUCUCCAACAGGCAGCUUAAACGAAUCCUAGAAAAGACAGUAACUGCCUCACGAAAAGAUUGGUCAACGAAACUUGAUGAUGCACUUUGGGCCUACCGAACAGCUUUUAAGACCUCCCUGGGUAUGUCACCGUAUCAAAUUGUGUAUGGUAAAGCUUGUCAUCUACCUCUCGAACUUGAACAUCGAGCAUUUUGGGCGACGAAGUACUUGAACUUUGACUUGGGCAAGGCGGGAGAGGCGAGAAUUCUUCAACUUAACGAGUUAGAGGAAUUCCGGAAUUUUGCUUAUGAGAAUGCGAAAAUAUAUAAAGAAAAAACCAAGAAAUGGCAUGACAAAAAAAUCAAAUUCAAGGAAUUCCAAGAAGGAGAAUUAGUUCUCCUAUUCAACUCAAGAUUGAAGUUGUUUCCCGGAAAACUAAAGUCAAAAUGGUCGGGCCCUUUCAAGGUAACCAAGGUAUUUCCACACGGUGCCGUCGAAUUGAAAGAUAUACACUCCGAUUGGAACUUCAAGGUCAAUGGACAAAGACUCAAAUCGUAUUUCGGGGAAGAGUCAAAACUUUCGAUGAAGCCCAUCCACCUGGUUGCCAUUUGA